AUGAAGAAGGUUGACAGCCUCGUCGAGCGAGCGCGGGAUCUCACGCUGCAGCAACUGAAAGAGCACCAUGUGGGCCAAUUCCAUGAGACGGUCGACUCCCACAUUCAAAAGAUCUACAAAGCUAUCACUGCAUCGGAGGCAUCGAAGAAUGAGUUUCUGAAAAGCGUUGACAAUGAGACGGGGCCUAAUGGACAGCCAGUUGCGGCAUCUCUGGCCUCGGUGGACGCCUUUCAAGCGUACAUGAAAGAUGCCGCGUCUUGCGCUCAAGCACCCCUCAAGGAGCUGGAUGUGUCUGCUCCCAUCUCAGAUUAUUAUGUGUCUUCAAGCCAUAACACAUACUUGACAGGUAAUCAGCUCUAUAGCGACGCUGCUGCAAGUGCGUACACAUCUGUCCUUCUGCGUGGAUGCCGCUCUGUUGAGAUUGAUGUCUGGGACGGAGAACCAAAGGACCCAGACUCAAGUGACAGUGAGACAAGCAGCGGUAGCAGCAGCGAUUCUGAGAAUGACGGGUCCUCAGGUACCAAAACAAAAGAGAAGACCAGGUCCAGAAGCGAAGCUAUACAGCAGAAAUCAAAGGGACUCUCUCGCUCAGUUUCGACAAGAUUGAACGAUGCUCUGCGCCGCAAAUCGCCUACGAAGCCCGAGCCAACUCCUGCUAAGACUGCCGCUCCUGCUAAGGCUACCGCUCCUGAGGCGAAGGCGGUCCGCAGUGAAGCGUUGGUAGAGCCCCGGGUCCUUCACGGCCAUACGCUGACCAAGGGGACGUCAUUCCGCGAGAUCUGCUAUGCGAUUCGUGACAGCGCCUUUGUCACUAGCGAUUUGCCGGUAAUCGUCAGCUUCGAGGUGCACUGUUGUUUAGAGCAACAGCAAAUCAUGGUAGAUAUCAUGCGAGAUGCCUGGAAAGGGCUUCUGGUGGAGGUUUCGCCUGACUUGGCCGCUGACAAGCUACCGAAGUUGGCUGAUCUGAGGAGAAAGAUCUUGAUCAAAACCAAGUCCAUGCCCUUGACCAAAACCGAUGGAAAGCCCGAGACACCGGAGGCGACUACCCCCGAGGAAUCUGCCCCGCAACCUACGGGACCACAACCUGUGGGAGCCCAACAGCAAAACCCUGCAAAGCCAAUCAAGGUUCUUGAAGCUUUAGCGAAGAUGGCCAUCUACACUAGAGCGUUCCAUUUCAAUCAUUUUGACCAGCCAGAGGCCAAGCUCCCAGGUCAUGUCUUCUCCCUCUCCGAGCGGGCAUGCCGCGAUGCUCACAUGAAUCAUCGCGAACGGCUCUUUGAGCACAACCGCUCAUCUUUCAUGCGCAUUUACCCCUUCGCCUUCCGGGUGAAUUCAUCCAACCUUGAUCCAGCCUUCUGCUGGCGUCGAGGUGCACAACUCGUAGCUCUGAACUGGCAAAACCUGGACAAAGGAAUGAUGCUCAACCAUGGCAUGUUCACCGGCACGUCAGGCUGGGUAUUGAAGCCAGAUGGAUACCGAAGCUCUGAGCCUAAGACAGAUCUCAUUCACCGCCGAACGCUAAACCUAGUGCUAGAGGUCUUUGCUGCUCAGGACUUAUCAUUGCCCCCUGGCGAGCAUAAGGAGAAAGGGUUCAAGCCCUACGUGAAUUGUCAACUGCACGUCGAGGAGCCGGACGGGCCCGUCGCCGCUGGUCGUGAUGACGCUAGCUCUGACUCUGAGAAGAGCAGCUUCCGCCGCUGUACCAAGAGCUCGUCCGGUGUCAAUCCCGAAUUCAGGGGGCAGAAGCUAGUCUUCCCAACUGUGACAGGGGUGGUGGAGGAGUUAAGUUUCGUUCGGUUCAAAAUCAAGGACGACGAGAUCGGUCGUGACUCACUAGCUGCGUGGGCUUGCAUUCGGCUUGAUCGACUCCGUGAAGGAUAUCGGUUUGUUCAUCUAUACGAUUGUACCGGGGAGAAGAAUGGGGGACUCCUGUUGGUCCGUGUCACGAAGCAGGCUUCGUGA
Molecule: messenger RNA, 1962 nt
Organism: Penicillium subrubescens
Lineage: Eukaryota; Fungi; Ascomycota; Eurotiomycetes; Eurotiales; Aspergillaceae
Product: putative phosphoinositide-specific phospholipase C
Exons: 4
Coding region: 1-1962 (653 amino acids)
Biological process (GO): lipid metabolic process; phosphatidylinositol-mediated signaling
Molecular function (GO): phosphatidylinositol-4,5-bisphosphate phospholipase C activity
Source: RefSeq, a predicted model, not a curated record